Molecule: messenger RNA, 1506 nt
Organism: Zygotorulaspora mrakii
Lineage: Eukaryota; Fungi; Ascomycota; Saccharomycetes; Saccharomycetales; Saccharomycetaceae
Product: UTP--glucose-1-phosphate uridylyltransferase
Exons: 1
Coding region: 1-1506 (501 amino acids)
Biological process (GO): glycogen metabolic process; UDP-alpha-D-glucose metabolic process
Cellular component (GO): cytoplasm
Molecular function (GO): UTP:glucose-1-phosphate uridylyltransferase activity
Source: RefSeq, a predicted model, not a curated record
AUGUCGUACCACAAGAAGCAUACAAAGACGCAUUCGACAUAUGCGUUCGAGAGCAAUACCAACAGCGUUGCAGCGUCGCAGAUGCGCAAUGCCUUGAACAAGUUGGCAGACUCGGUCAAGGACAACGAGGAGCUGCGUGCAAAGUUUGAGAAUGAGUUGGACUCUUUCUUCACGCUGUUCCGGAGGUACCUGGUCGAAAAGUCGUCGGGGAACACUCUGGACUGGGAAAAGAUCAACUCGCCGUCCAACGACGAAGUUAUCGACUACAACGAGCUGGUCGAGCAUCAGCCUGAGAGCGUAGCCAAUUUGUCGAAGUUGGCUGUUUUGAAGCUGAAUGGAGGGCUGGGUACUUCUAUGGGGUGCGUGGGUCCCAAAAGUGUCAUCGAGGUCAGAGAGGGUAACACGUUCUUGGACCUUUCCGUUAGGCAGAUCGAGUAUCUGAAUAGACAGUACGACAGCGAUGUGCCCUUACUGUUGAUGAACUCUUUCAAUACGGACAAGGAUACUGAGCACUUGAUCAAGAAAUAUACGGCUAACAGGAUCCGAAUCAGAUCAUUCAAUCAGUCGAGAUACCCCAGGGUUUUCAAAGAUUCUUUUCUGCCGGUUCCAACUCACUACGAUGAUCCGUUAGACUCAUGGUAUCCACCCGGUCACGGUGACUUGUUUGAAUCGCUACACUCAUCUGGUGAAUUAGAUGCCUUAAUUGCGCAGGGUAGGGAAAUUCUUUUCGUCUCAAAUGGUGAUAAUUUGGGUGCAAUGGUUGAUCUAAAGAUAUUGAACCAUAUGAUUGAGACAGGAGCUGAAUAUAUCAUGGAAUUGACGCAUAAGACGAGAGCCGACGUGAAAGGUGGUACUUUGAUAUCGUAUGAUGGUCAAGUUCGUCUUCUAGAAGUUGCUCAAGUUCCAAAAGAGCAUAUUGAUGAAUUUAAAAAUAUUCGAAAGUUCAAGAAUUUCAACACGAAUAAUUUAUGGAUUAAUCUAAAAGCUGUCAAAAGAUUGAUAGAAAAUGCUUCGUUGACAAUGGAGAUUAUUCCAAAUAGUAAAACUAUCAAAAGAAAUGGUCAAGAAAUCAACGUUUUACAAUUGGAAACUGCAUGUGGUGCUGCAAUUAGACAUUUUGAAGGUGCUCAUGGUGUUGUUGUCCCGAGAUCAAGAUUUUUACCCGUGAAAACUUGUUCGGAUCUGUUGCUAGUCAAAUCUGAUUUGUUCCGUUUGGAGCAUGGUUCGUUGAAAAUUGACCCAGCAAGAUUUGGUCCAAAUCCUCUAAUUAAACUGGGCUCACAUUUCAAGAAAGUGUCCGAUUUCAAUUUAAGAAUUGGUCAUAUACCAAAAAUCGUUGAACUAGAUCAUUUAACAAUUACUGGUAACGUAUUCCUGGGUAAAAAUGUUACAUUAAAAGGUACAGUUAUUAUUGUGUGCUCCGAUGGUCAUAGGAUUGAUAUUCCAAAUGGCUCUAUCUUAGAAAAUGUCGUUAUUACUGGCAACUUACAAAUUCUGGAACAUUAA